This is a messenger RNA of Penicillium macrosclerotiorum, 4368 nucleotides long. RefSeq lists its product as uncharacterized. The coding region runs from base 1 to 4368 and encodes 1455 amino acids. The transcript is spliced from 3 exons. Gene Ontology annotation, molecular function: DNA binding. The record is from RefSeq and is a predicted model, not a curated record. Gene Ontology annotation, biological process: mitotic cell cycle. NCBI's taxonomy places the organism in Eukaryota, Fungi, Ascomycota, Eurotiomycetes, Eurotiales, Aspergillaceae.
AUGGCACGCGCGGCAGUCCUUCCGCCAUCCCCUGCGAAACGUGCAAACCGCACUGUGUCCCGAACGACCUUGAUGAAGUCGACUGCCAGUACGAAAGCCAAGGCUACCGAACCGAAGAAGAGGGUCGUCAGCAAAACCACGGCUGCGACGAAACGCGUGCCGGCAGCGGUCGACUCCGACGACAACUCCGACGACACCGAAGAUGAGCUUGUGAUGAUGAUGAAACAGGAUGAUGAGAAAUCUGCACGCCCUCGCGGGCGCCCUCCCAUUCGUCCGGCAACUAAGGCUACGACAACCAAGGCUACGACGACUCGGGUGAAGAAGGCAGCACCCACUCCCGCGGAAUCACACAGUGCCAGAGAGGAGGGCCCUCAGCCAGAGCCAACAAAGAAACGCGUCGGGAGGCCGAGAAAAAACGCGGCGCCAGAGGAGUCCGCUGUCGCCAAGUCUGAAGUAGCGCCUAGGCCUCGUGGGCGGCCGAAGGGGUCCACAACUGCAAAGACCACUCCUGCUGCACGCAAGAGCACCCGAACGGUGGCCGAGCCUGAAUCGAGUGCCGUAUCCUCCGAGACCAAGCACAUUGUCAUUGCGACAAACUCAACAACAAUGCGAUCGAAUAUUCUGCGUGGGCCGGCCAAGAAGAAAACAGUGACUUUUCAGGAGCCCUCGCGCUCAGACACUGAAUCAGAUGCGGAAGAGCCUGCCGCGCCGGUAGUUGGGCGUAGGAGGGCCACUGGAAAAUCUGCUGGUACAGGAAAAGCUGGUCUCGGAGCGAUACCGAUGCGCAAGGCGGCUGCUACAACAGGUACUCGUGGCCGAAAGCCAGCUGCUGCUAAGAAGGAUGCACCCAAGCCUUUGUCCCCUAAGAAGGCGAAACAAAUGGCGAGGUCUCUCUCUGCAUAUGCCAGCUCAGAUGGCGAAGAAGAUGAAUUGAGCGCAGCCAAGGACAAUUUCAUGAGCCCUGUCAAGCUCAUCGUUCAUUCUCCCACAAAACACGACUCUGAGAAUACAGGACUUAGUUCACCUGUCCGCAGAAUCAAUCUUACGCCCAAGAAAGCUACCAGUCUGGUCGAUGAGAAUGGAGAGCCAAAAUUGUCUACGCCCAAGUCUGUGGGCCUCGGCUCACCCGUUCGGAAAAUCAACUUCACGCCCAGUCGCAGCCACAAUGCCGUCGCGGAUAGCGGUCACCUAGCCCUCCCUGCAGGCAAGUCAAUUGACUUCAGCGAUUCUGUGUUCAUGUCUAGCCCGGCCAGACGCCCUGAUGCAUCCCCGUUCCGGUUCUCCCUUCGAGAUACCCCUAACCGCGACCAUGUCUUCUGGAAAGACAGCAAUACUGCUUCAGUUUCCAACCCUAGCCAAGGUCCAUCCUCUCCACUCAAGAUGUCGCCGAGGAAAGGCCAUUUAGGGGCAUCAGUGGGCCAGACUCCAUCGAAGACCUCCACUCCGUUCUCAGCCAAGUCUUCCUUCAUUCAGAGCCCAGCAAAGAGAAUCGCUUCUCCGUUUAAAAGCUCUCUCUUUUCAUCUAAGGGAACAUCGCAAUCACUGAACUCGGCGGAAGGUGAUGUUUCUAGAACAAUUCCCUCUGCUCAGCAGUAUGUGUCUCCAAGGGAAAAAGACGAAGACGAGCUUGUCGACAAAGAUAUCGAGAUGGUUGAAGAAGUCGCCCGUGAUAUUUUUGGUAUCCAGUUAUAUUCCUCUUCUCGAUCCUCAUCAACGUCGCCGCUUACCAAGGAAGUUUCAGCAGCUGAAGAGCCACUUGAACUUCAACCUCUCGACGGACCCACUGAGCAGAUGGAAGAUUCUGAGGAGCCUCUGGAACCGGAACCAGUCUAUGAACCCUCAGAGAAAAUGGAUGAUACAGAGGAACUGGGCAUCAACGAGCAGAUUGAGCAGCUCGAAGAAGAAAUUCGGCAUGAGCCAGAAGCGGAGGAUUUUGAAACAAUCUGCUUUAACACUAUGGAGGCGCUUCAAAAGCCUCUUACAAGCGACCUAGCCAACCAAGAAAUUGAAGACGACAUGGAGUUUGACAUGGAUUAUUCUGCAGAGGAAUCCGAUAGCGAGAAGCAAGAUAUCGUGGAGCAAGAAGUGGCAUUAGACAAUGCGGACCUUGAAGAGGGGCAAUAUCAUUCACCUGAGCCGCCUCACAUGAAUAUAAGCCAAGAUGGGCCUCUAAUGCAAUCUCCUCUGCCCUCAGAACCUACGCUUGAGAUGAUUGCCCUCGAAGAAGCCCAGUAUUCCGAUUCGGACGUGAUUGAGGACAUGGACGAUCAAAUAGAGGAUUACCAACAUGCGUCUAGCCUCACGCGUUAUGCAGAUGAGGAGGAAGAGCCUGAGAGUGAGCAAGAGAUGGACAACGAAGAGCCCACUCUUGUGCAAUCUGAAGCCACCUUCACUGUUCUCUCUCUGCCUGGCUCGCCGAGUGAGCCUUACGAAGCCGAAGAAAUCGAUACUCCACUCCAAAAGACGCAGUCCGGUCCUCUACAAGCUCCUACACCUCCUGCUGCCAAUGUGGCCCCUAUCUUCUCUCCUCUUGACAAUGUCAGACCCCAAGACCGGUUUUUUGACAUCAACACCGAGCCACGUAUGGCUGAAGAUAGCUUUAUGGAGACUACGCAGUCUGAGAUUCCUACCCCUACAUUCCACGCGGUCUCCGAUACCCCUAGCGCCUCAGACAAGCGAAAAUCAAAUUUCAAUGUCGACCUGGGCUUCACUCCUUUGGCACAGCAGUUCAAUAGCUGGGAAGCUAACACUCCCUCUCAAGGCCGACCCCUGCGACCACGCAGACGGGGCAUUUUCUCCCUUGUUGGACCAUUGGAGAAGGAUGCUGAGAACCCUACACCGAGACCAUCAACACCGAAGCCCUCCACGCCAAAUUCCGGGGAUGUAUCUUAUCCGGAUCUUUCUAACACUCCCCUUACAACCACCCCGCCUAUCUCCGUCGAAAUGCCUCUCCAUGCCGAGAGUGAAGAUAUAAGCACGACACCAAAGUCGACUCGUGCUGCGGAAUCCCCGGUGGUUGAAGAAGAGGAAAGCCUCAUGUUUUAUUCGCCAAUCCGGACCGACAUCUUCGAAGACCCUGAGUCUCCAGAAGUAGACGAGAAUUUGUCUGUAUCGGCUAAAGCUCGUGAAAGUUUGUCUAUCCUUGGACCGACAGAAGAUGAGACUCAAAAGCCACUACCGGAGGACGAAGACAAAGAAAACUGCGUCUCUCCUUUCAUUCUGCCUGCAACUCCGAUCAAACGGGGAACUGAUCAGCUCCGAACCGUCCACACAGUAUCGAAGGUACCGCUGAAAGGCGAAGGGGAGGUUUCACCGCUGAAGCUCCCACGAAAACGAGGUCUCUCGCUCGAAAGUACAUCACCUACUCGUUCUUCUCCCCGAAUUCGCAAAAGCCCAAGUCCAAAGCGCCGCUGCAGUACUUCUCGGCGGUCCACUGGAAAGAUGCCGGAAAUCCAAAUACCGCAAUCCCCGUCUGUGACUGGCAGCCCUGGCAAAACUCCCCGUCGAAGGAGCAGCAUCAGUAAACAGGCCCUUCGUGGCGCUGUUGUGCAUGUGGAUGUUCAUACUACGGAGGGUGAAGACGCAUCAGGGAUUUUCCUCGAGCUUUUGCAACAAAUGGGUGCUCGCUGUGUCAAAUCGUGGUCGUGGAAUCCUCGUUGCAGUCUUUCACCGGUUGAUGGGGAGGAGCCGAAAGAAUCUAGAGUUGGAAUUACCCAUGUGGUAUACAAAGAUGGCGGACUCCGUACUCUGGAGAAGGUCAAGCACGCAGGUGGUCUGGUUAAGUGUGUUGGUGUUGGCUGGAUUCUCGACUGCGAGAGAGAAAAUAAGUGGCUAGAUGAGACCCCUUAUGCUGUUGACAGCUCCAUCAUUCCUCGAGGCGGUGCCAAACGCCGCAAGAGUAUGGAGCCUCGUGCCCUGAGCAACGUCAACGGCACUCUUGUGCAUGUCCCCGGACCAUCCACGCCGUCUGCGAGUGGCCGUCGCUGUGGUGCUGAUCGGGGUGCUGUGGAAGGAUUCCGCAAGAUCACCCCUCCUACGCCCCAACCAGGUGUUCCGUCCACACCAACGCAACAGUCAGACCGCUUCCACAUUCCGGCCACUCCUGGCUACAACUUUGCCAACCUUGAUGCCAUUGGCAUGUCCCCUGCUACACCUUACUUCCUCUCGAACCGUAAUAAGCUGGUUCAGCAGUCUUGUCCGCCUAAGCAGACCAACCGCGGCUUGUUCACGACAACUGAUAAGCCGAAGUUCAGCCUGGAAGAAGAUGAUGAAGUGGAUUCACGACGCCAGCAACGCGCGCGCAUGGAAGCGGCUCGACGCAAGAGUAAUUUCUAUAAGCCUCCCCUUCGUAGCCCGCUUGGGCAGUGA